Molecule: messenger RNA, 1825 nt
Organism: Cephus cinctus (wheat stem sawfly)
Lineage: Eukaryota; Metazoa; Arthropoda; Insecta; Hymenoptera; Cephidae
Exons: 3
Coding region: 1165-1611 (148 amino acids)
Source: RefSeq, a predicted model, not a curated record
AGAGAGAGAGAGAGAGAGAGAGAGAGAAGGAUAGAUGGCCCAAAAGGGAAGAAGAGUAAGAGAGAACGAAAGCAUCGAUUCCUCCCGGUAACCGCAACUACACCGAAAACCAUUCACGGGCAAAUUCAAAAAUUCAAUUAUUCAUGCUUCCACUUUAUUACUCUGGCUGUCUGCGCGACGCAGACACAAUGCAUUUUUUGCGCGACGCUCGCAUUGUCGUGGGAGGUUGAAAUUCGAACGGGCGAGUCUACCCGCCAUGACGAAACUUUCUUUGUCGACGGGGAUUCGCAUUCGAUCGAAUCCUUCAGCGGCUGGUGAACAUCCUGAGCACAGUAAGCUUAAUCGUCCUUCACCAAUAGUCUUUACUGUAUCGUUGCUAAGGCAACUAUCGCUUUUAAAUAUCGCUAUAUAAUGUUUUAUACUUUUUCUCUCGAGACUCGACUGUACGGAAAUAUAUAUAUGCAUAUACAUAACCCUAACAGAAAUGGCAUCGCAAAGCACAACUUGCAGCUACAAAUCUUAUUUAUUUAUACAUCACAAAAGUCACGCCUAGACUCAACUCCUCUGUUUACAAGUCUGAACAGGGAUGUAUGAAAAUAGAUAUUUUUUUUUCUAGUUGCCCGAAAAAAUAACAAACUUCGUUUUAUACCAAUGGUUUAUUAACAAAUUUCUCUCUUUCUCUACUCCGUGUACUUGCAGUUAAUCUAUCUGUCCAUAUAUAUAUAUAUAUAUAUAUAUAUAGGACGUACAAUGCCGCACAAACAAGACGUAUAAUCUUGACACAUUAUCCGGUGCACGGGGCUCGCUUUUGAAAUUCCACAAUGCGCAACGCUUAUCGCAAUUAUUUUGCAUCGUCACGAUAUCGAGAGGUUAACUAUUGUCUGACGCGGCGGUAAGCAAUUCGCUCGUGCAACGUCGUUCCUAUUUGCAUAAAAUAUAUAUAUAUGUAUAUAGAUACAGUCAUAGGUAUAUCUAUAUUACAUUGCAGCCGUCACCGUAAGCAAGCAGAACCUACCCGAACAGUGAAAAUGUGAGCGUAGCACAGCAGUAAGCUAAACAAGGACUUUUACUAAUAAGAUUCAAACCAGGGCGUCAUAUUUAUUGAGAUUAUUCUGUGUAAAUCUUCGAAAACGUUUUCUUUGCGUUGCGGGGACAUGAAAGAUCAUGUUUAUGUAUCGUAGAAAACGCCGGCUGCGAACUGUCUGCUGCGUCCACUCUGCGUUCCAGCGUCAACACGUCGGAGUUUUUUGUGACACUGCUCCGUUGGUAUAUAGCCAGUCGUUCGAAUUGCAACACUCAAUAGCCAAUGGCUUCUUUUCGUCCUUUACCGAAGGGCUGAAGGUGACGAGGAAGGGACGAGAAUGGAAAAAAAAUAGAAUCAACAGCGCGAAGCCCCUUCGUGACAAUAUGCUACAUCGAUUAGUCUGGGUAAAAGAAAUGGAAAAUAUUUCUACAAUUACGAAAAUUCAGUGUCGACACGCUCCCGUCGAUAUUACAGGGAAUCUACUGUUCCUUCGAGGCAGGAUGUUUGCGCUUGUGGUUCUGCUUAAUGCGCAAUGCAUACAGUCGCGACGUAACGUCGUCUGCGGAGAGGAUUUCGUGACGAGGUAAAAAAAUCGCUAGACAUCCUCUCAUGGAUUAAUCUCUUUGGUUAAUUGGCGUUUUCUUCUCCGUCAUAUUUUUAUUUUGACUUUGCCAGAUGUUCGGAAGAGAAAAACAAAACUGCAAGUCUCCUACAGUUUUAUCUUUGUAUUAUUUGUCUUUCUUCUUUUGGCUUGACUGCUUUUUUUCUCUCUAUCCGUAAUGAGCAUUCCUCGCUAACUGC